GCAACAAUAUCGAUAUUGAAUACGGAACUAUUAUCUGUUUCCUUUCAAUGACAUUCGAAGUUAUUUUUGUAGUUUUCAAAGGUUUGUUUUCUAAGAAAAAUAAUAUUGAUAACAUACAUAACACCAACAUACGUAAAAAAAUAUCGUUCUUAAAUCUUCAUGGAGAUUAGCACGGGCAAAUUUAAUGAUGCACAAGAUAAAGAUGAAACAAUUUAUUAUGAGGAAAAUGAAUUAUAUAGUCCCACUGAAUUAAACGAUUUAGAAUGGUGGUCCAUCCCCGAACCAAUAUUGGUUCGAAUAUAUUGGAUGCUGCCAAUGAGUGAUUUAUUAAGCGCCGGUACUACCUGUAAACGAUGGUAUAAUAUUUUUAAUGAUGAACUCAUGUGGAAACAAAAAUUUUUGUUGCAUUAUAAAGUGGAUCCAUCUAUAAGGCUUAAACCAGGAGCUGAGUCAUGGAAAAAUGAAUAUAAACGCUUAAUAUGGAAUAUACCUUAUGUUCAGUCGCAAAGGCUUGAAGGUCACGCUCAUCAAGUGCUUCAUGUUAGUUUUUCUCACAAUGGAGAUAUGUUUUCUACAUGCUCCAAAGAUGGAUAUGUAAUUGUGUGGAAUUCCAGCCAUCCAUGUACCGAAAAAUACUCUCAUAACAUGAAACAGUUCAGUUGGAAAUAUACUCAAUAUUCACAAUUUAAUCAAAGCGACACCCUACUUCUUGUAUCAGGGGUACACUUUGGAUCACCGCAUAGCACAUCGGGUGAAAUAGCUGUGUUCACCGUAAAUGGAAAAGAAGAAUCCCGCCUACGAUGCCGCGUAGUAAAUCGGCCCUAUGAUAUAUUUGGUACAUGGUUCAGCGAUCAGUAUUUAAUAUCUGGAGAUCUGCAUUGGCUCGCACAUCUUUUAAGCUACUCUGAAUUAUGGCUUAAUAAAGCCAAUCAAGAAAUUGAUUCGGAAAAUGUACCAAUAAUGAACAAGUUAUACAAGUUUUAUAAUAGAAAUGCGAGUUCUGUACGUGCAAUAAUGAUAGCUAAAUGUCCAUGGUUAGAUGACUUAAAUGAUCCAUUGUCUAAAAACCUUGAUGUAAAUAGUUCAGAUGAAUCAUUAAUAGAUGUAGGGCCAUCAACGAGUAAUUAUGCAGGCAAUCCUAUAUCACAUGCAGCUAGAUUACGUCGAUCGAUAUGUAGCGAAACAUGCGAUGACGCCCAAGAUAUUCUAGAACAAAAUCCAUCUACUUCCAACAGAUCGUGUUCCAAAAAGAUAUCAGGGAGUGCUAACGAUACAAUUCUUUAUUUCGAUGAAUAUCGCCGUGAGAAUGCCAUUGGUAAUGAAGUUUCCUCGGAUGAGUCUGGUGACGGCAUGGAGUGUACAGAUGAUUAUGAAGAUGAAAUGGAGAACUCUGUACCAAAGUAUUUAAUUUUCUCAACCGGAUCGAAAACAUAUACCCCUCAUCAAAUAGGAAUAAAACGUAUAAGAAAUGUAAAAUUUCCUAAAAAGCUUGAUCCAGGACCUUCGCUAAAAGAAAGGAUAGCGGCAAAAAAAGCCGCAAAAACAGAGAACCAAUUACGAGCUGAUCCUGAUUGGUGGAAUUUUGAAUCCGUCGCUCAUUUAUUCGAUAAAGUAGACAAAGUAAUAGAUUUACAUGGGCAUAUCAUUGGUAUGUCACUAAGCCCUGAUCAUCGUUAUUUGUACGUUAAUACAAGACCAUGGCCAAAGAAUUACGUAAUAAAUAAUGCACUGGAACCGCCACCUAUAGCGCAGGAAAUAGAUAUUCAUGUUAUUGAUUUAAUGACAUUAAAGCUAGUGGGCAACAUGCUACGAUCUCAUAAAGCUUAUACUCCAAGCACCGAAUGUUUCUUCAUAUUUCUUGACGUAUGUGAAGACUAUGUUGGAAGUGGUGCGGAAGAUAUGCAUGCAUACCUUUGGGACCGUUAUUAUGGUAUAUGCCUUACUAAAUAUAGGCAUGCUGAUGUGGUCAAUAGCGUUGCAUUCAACCCAGCCGAUUCACAGAUGUUCGUUACAACCAGUGAUGAUUAUACUAUUAAAAUUUGGCGUUCCCGUGCGAAAGCAAAAGAAUACAAGAUCGAAUCAGAAAAUAAAACGGAAGCUUGUGAACUGAAGAAACGUUUCAUCUAACAAAUUAUGAAAUAUUAAGAGUACUUAUAUAUUUUAUAAAAAAAAAAUGUUCUUAUUGUUUUGUAAAUAUAAGACUUAUCUGACGUAUCUUCUGGACUAUCCAAAACGAGGACUACGUUGUCGAAUCGGGCACAUAAAUUCCCUUUUAAAGAAUAAAAAUAUUUUUCAGGAAGUAUUUAUUUUUAA
This is a messenger RNA of Ceratitis capitata (Mediterranean fruit fly), 2313 nucleotides long. RefSeq names its product F-box/WD repeat-containing protein 5 (gene Fbw5). Bases 160 to 2127 code for a protein of 655 amino acids. Gene Ontology annotation, molecular function: protein binding. The record is from RefSeq and is a predicted model, not a curated record. Gene Ontology annotation, cellular component: SCF ubiquitin ligase complex; Cul4-RING E3 ubiquitin ligase complex. NCBI's taxonomy places the organism in Eukaryota, Metazoa, Arthropoda, Insecta, Diptera, Tephritidae. The transcript has 7 exons. Gene Ontology annotation, biological process: protein ubiquitination.